This is a messenger RNA of Linum tenue, 396 nucleotides long. The record is from the annotation of a GenBank genome assembly. Lineage: Eukaryota; Viridiplantae; Streptophyta; Magnoliopsida; Malpighiales; Linaceae.
AUGUUUCCUCUAUAUUCUCUCUCUGUCUUUUACGAAAAGAUUCCAUUUAGAAUCCGAGCUCCACUAACCAGCUCAAAGUGUCGGCAGACAGCAAGAAUCCGACUCGAAAUGGCGCCACCACAGUCCUUUUCACUCCCACUGCUCCUCUUUGCCAGAACAUCAGCUCUCACAGUUGCAGCUCUACUCCUCUACUGGGCUCUGGCUUUCAACUCUCACCACUCCUCCUCUCAACAUUCCCGCCUUUAUGCUGCUCGGCAUAUGCUCCUGAUGGUGAUCGGUUUCAUCCUUGUUAGUGGGGAAGCAAUUUUGGUACACAGAUGGCUGCCCUGUUCCAGGAACGGAAAGAAAUUGGCAUAUACCAAAGUUGAGUUUCGUCUAAUCGAUCUCAAGCGUUAA